UGAACCCUAAAAUUAUGGUGACCAUGGCAACAAAAGGCAAACACCUCAGGGGUGUAUAUAACCAUAGUGGCCAGCAGUCUGGGAUACAGUUCCACAGAUCACUGCAAAGAUGAAGACUCUGCUGGUUGCCUUGCUGGUGGCGAUCUUAUGCGCCGGAAAAGCCCACGCCUUUUUUUGCUACAGGUGCGAAAAUGAGCCUUCCAACUGGAACUGUAUGAAGGCAGUUAAGUGCGCAGAACAGGACCAGUUCUGUACCACCAUUACUUCCACUUCAGGAUCGGGCAAGAACGCCGUGUACCAGCUUAGCAAGAGAUGCACCCCGACUUGCACGGAGAACUUCAUUGACACAGGCCUGACCAGCGUUUCGACCAAGUGUUGCAGCCAUUCCUUAUGCAAUAUCAGCGGGGCCACCAGUGUCAAAACCAGCGGCCUGCUGAUGGCCGUGGGCGUCCUGGCCAGUUUCUUCUACAUCUUCCAAUCCCUCUUGUGAGGAGGCACUGCGGAGCAAAGGUCACAGUUCUCCUAUCCAAAACUGUCAAAUGUCGCUCCCCUUUCCCUUGUUCGAGAUCAAGAAACCCGCCGUGGACGGCAAAUACCACCCCCCAGAAGCAUCGCGGAGGGGCUUGCUCACCUGGAUCAUUGCCCUGAAUGCUAAAAUUCCCGACUUCUUGCUUGGUACUGCAGAGUGUGGAGUUCUCUCCAGCUGCCCAGAAACCUCUCGCUCCUCUUUGGUGCUGCAAUGCACCAUCUUCUCCUCCCCAGUCCCUCGACAAAGCAGCUGAUGAGUCUUUUCCUCCAUCCACCCCAUAUCAUUCCCCCCCCCCAAAGCCUCAGGUCAUUCCUGGACAACACGUUUUCCGACUGGUUUGCACACAGUUUGUUUUGCACAACCUUUGCCAUUCCCAGACAACCGACGUGCAAAAUCAGUUUGCACAAAGUUUCUGAGGAAGUUAAAUAAUAUCAGCUGUUUGUGGCGGAGGGGAGAUCAAAUGACGUUGCAUCAAGCAAAUGCCAUCUCAUACGUUCCUUUAUCAUUCCCCGUUGCUUCUCUUAUUGCAGGGAGUCCCUGGGGGAGCGGAUUGGUUGCACAAACCGAUUUUUAUUUUUCUGCCAGAGUUUUCUUUUAUGUUAGAAGAGCAAAAGCCUGGAACAGCCCCAGGUGAGCUCAGAGCAGGUCUGCAGCACAGGCUCGAGCUGGUUCCACGAUCACCUUUCCUAAUUUCCCCAGGCAUUCAAAGAAGUCUAUUUUUUAAAUAAUAUGUGUGUAUGUAUUUUGGGUAGUGGUUGCUAGAGAUCUCUAAUUUAAAAACAAAAACAGAGGCUGUGCCAAGCUGCGGUUUCUGGGGAUUUCAUUAGAACUGAGAUCUUUCAAUCUAAAAAAAAAUCUAACAAAUAAAUUAAAUAAAAAUAAACCAGCCUCAUAGUAACUGGACCAGGCCAGCCUCCAUCGAUUGGCUGGGCACAAGAUCAGAAGCUGGGAUUGGCAUUUGUCUGGUGGGGAGAAGGCAGUAGCAAAGGGAGCCAUCAGCUGAUGGAGGUGGAAGAUACAGGAUGUUUUUAAAAGUCUCCCCACUUUGCACCUUCCUCCACAUUUGAUGUUCUGUUCUGCUCUUUCGCGCCUGUGAUUUGUAAAGCUGGAGCGCAUGUUAAUAAAGUUUUGCCAUUUAAGA
This is a messenger RNA of Podarcis muralis (Common wall lizard), 1670 nucleotides long. RefSeq names its product lymphocyte antigen 6E-like. The record is from RefSeq and is a predicted model, not a curated record. Lineage: Eukaryota; Metazoa; Chordata; Lepidosauria; Squamata; Lacertidae. Gene Ontology annotation, cellular component: plasma membrane. Gene Ontology annotation, molecular function: acetylcholine receptor inhibitor activity.